Molecule: messenger RNA, 1134 nt
Organism: Adineta steineri
Lineage: Eukaryota; Metazoa; Rotifera; Eurotatoria; Adinetida; Adinetidae
Source: the annotation of a GenBank genome assembly
AUGAAAGAAAAAGAAAAAGAAAAAGAGAACGGGAACAUUGUACGUGAAACUGAUAAACGUGAAGAGAUAUAUUUUGAAAAGGGUCAAACAAAAAAUCUCGUUGAACAGUGGAAAACAAAACAGAUAACACCAGAACGUGAUACACCUGACGCUCAAGUUCUACGUGACGCUGAAAUACUUCAACAAGGUAACGCAAAGAAUAUUGUCGAAAUGUGGAAAACAAUGGAUAAAGAGAACACACCACCACCUGAAAGACGUGGACCACGUGCGAUAACACCACCACUUGAUAACGAACGACGUUUAUCAAUGCCCGAUGAUGAUGAUUCUACUUCUCGGAAACCAGGCUAUGCAGAUGAUAAAGCUAAUAUUGAAUCAGGUCAUGCAAGAGCUGUUCGAGAAAGUGAUGAAGAGCAUGUUGGUGUGGAGAGUCUCAUCUCUGUUGUGCAUGAUUUAUGGAGCACGAAUAGUAAUAAUGAUGAUGAUGAUGAUGAUGAACUUAUGCAAACGGCUGAACAAAGUAAUGCAACUAGUGCAAGAAAGACCUUAAAACAAAUUACACCACCACCAGAAGGUGUUCGAAGAAAAUCAAUAACAUCGCCUGAUACAACUAGUAUUUCAAAUGCUAUAACAGAACAAUAUAACAAUAAUGAAGAAAUUGUUCCAACGAAAGGUCAAGCUCAAUCAUUAAAAAAUCGUUUUGCCGAAUAUGAAAAAGAUGCACUUAAAGUUGAAACAGCUUCAGCAAAAAUUAAAAUUACACCUAAACGAUUUGUUGAUACACCUGCACCUAAACAAGUUACUGUUGAACCAGCUGUUGAUCCAAAUAAAUGUUCUGUUUGUAAUAAAACAGUUUAUGCAAUGGAAAAAAUUGAAGCAGAUAAAAAAGUUUAUCACAAAGCCUGUUUUAAAUGUAUGCAUUGCAAAUCUAUAUUGAAACUUGGCAAUUAUACAGCGAACGAUGGACAAAUUUAUUGUAAACCCCAUUUUCUUCAAUUAUUUGCUAUAAAAGGAAAUUAUUCAGCUGGUUUUGGUCUUAACGAUCACAAGGCACGAUGGUUACCAAAUUCUUCUUCUUCUUCUUCUCCUAGUAGUAUAUCAUAUACACAUGAAUCAACAUCAUUCAAUGAAAGUUAA